AGCGAGACCGGAAAGGAAGCUGGAAAAAUGUAAUCCACAGCUCUGCUCCCCGACAGCCUGCGCGGCUCUCCCAGCCCUUAGCUUCCUCUUUGCCACUCUGCGUUCGGCAAACUUUGGAGUUGUCCUGCACUUGCGUCACGGAAAAGGCAGGCGGGUGAUCGAGUCCAGGAGGCGAAGCCCGGCGGCGGCUGGCGAGCUCCCUCGCGCGGUGCUCCAACCCGGGAGAGAGGUGGCUCUCGACACCGGCUACUCCGCUGCUGAAAGCUUGCAGCUCCCGACUCCAGAGUCCACUUCCCGGAUCCCCGCCACUCGGACAGAACCUGAGGGAGGGAGGGCGCCCGUCAGAAGGAAAGAGGACGGAAAGCCCGCGGUGGCAUCCUGACCUCGGAGGGCGGAGCCGCGCGAUCCUUGCUCCGCCAGGACGCGCGGAAGUGCUGUGGAGUUUGCUCAAUUCCCUAGCCUGCUUCCCUCCCUCUUACCUCCCUCCCGCUCUCCCCACCCUUCACCUCCCCUUACUGCUUUCCCCUCCUUCCUCGGGACGCCACCUCCUGGACUCCUUUUCCUUUUUUUUCUUUUUUUAAUUUUUGUUUUGUUUUGGACCUGACUUCCCGCAGGCAGCGCUGAGGGGCUGCAAGUGCGAGGUGAGGAAGCUGGAGGCUGCGGCUCAGCUUAUCCUUCUCGGGCGGCAGUCACAGGGCGUCGCGGAGAACGAACUGCGGGACAGACGAACAGCCGGCCGGGCCAUCUAUUCGAUGGAACUUCAUCUACCAACUUCUGUUGAGUGUUUGCUGGCACGACAGUGGUGGGGGUGGUGAUGGUGGAGGUUUCCAUUAGUGUUACUUCUGGACAGACUCCGAUUGGGGUCAGUUUAGUACUCCGAAACUGCUGAGGAAUUAGGCAAACAAAAGAGAGAGAGAGAGAGAGAGAGAGAGAGAGAGAGAGAGAGAGAGAGAGAGAGAGAGAGAGAGAGAGAGAGAGAGAGAGAGAGAGAGAGAGAGAGAGAGAGAGAGAGAGAUCUGAGCGAGUUGUCGCGCCCCUUGUUCUCUGGGGGUAGGGGCUAGCCAGGGCGGGAAGAGGGCACCAGAGCGGGCGAGGCGGGGUCGCGCCCCCUAGGUCGUGUAGUUACCCGCCGGUUGUGCAAGCUUUGGCCGUUGUUUUCCCGGCCUGGCUCGUUUGGAGGCUGGACACAUCCAUCCUUGGAACUGGUUCAGGACUCUGCUGUUAUUCUUCUUGCCCCUCUUGGAUUUUCUGGAUUCUUGAAGACGCGGUGGCGCGGGAGGAGAGAGGAAGGAGGAAGGAACAGAUCUUCAGAGGAAUGUGAGAGCCUCCCAAAGCCGGAGCAGCCAGAAGGAGCUGGGAGCUGGAGAGGCAGAACCUUGUUUGCGUUCCUGGGACCGUGGUCCGCGGCUGAUUUUUUUUGUUGUUGUUGUCGUUGUACAACAUUGUUCUAGUGCAAAGUGUCUGCCGCAUUCUUAUUCUAGCAGAGCUAGUUUCUCCAGGCCAUUUGACUUUUCUACUUGGUGUGAGAAGAGGGAGAGACUCCCCCCAUCUCAGGGGCUGCUAGGGAAGAGAUAAACGGCUGUGGCCAUGUCCAACACCUCCCUGCUUACAGGUAGAUAGGCCAGGGCUGGAUAAGGCGGUUUAUGGACUAUGGACAUUUCUUUGAAGAGAAGGCAGCUAGACAGCAUCUUGUGCAUGCUGAGACCCUGCCUGAGGGUCUGAGUAAGGUGUAUUAGACUGAGCUGCAAGUACAUUUUUGGACACCCUGCUGAGCAUCUUGAGUCUGGGCAAGGCAUUUUCCUUCCAAUCUUGACCUGUCCAGUAGCCUAGCCAUGGCACUGAAAGGCCGAGCCCUCUAUGAUUUCCACAGUGAAGACAAGGAGGAAAUCAGUAUCCAGCAGAAUGAAGACCUGGUUAUCUUCAGUGAGACCUCACUAGGUGGCUGGCUGCAGGGGCAGAACAGCCGUGGGGAGAGAGGGUUCUUCCCUGCUUCUUACGUUGAGAUUGUCCGUCCUGGCAUCAGCACCAACCAUGUGGACUAUGCCAGCAGCUCUGCAGUCUCCUUGGACACCGAAGUGAGUUUGUAUACCAACCCUAGUAUGACCAACACAGUCAAGAGUGAUGGGUGCAGUGACGCCCUCCCAAAUCAACAAGGAAACUUUGAAGAGGAUGAUGAUGAUGACUGGGAUGACUGGGAUGAUGGAUGCACAGUGGUAGACGAGCCAAGGGCUGGUGGUCUAGGUACCAAUGGGCACCCUCCACUUAACCUUUCCUACCCGGGUGCCUACCCCAGCCAGCAUAUGGCUUUCCGACCGAAGGCACCCUUGGAAAGGCAGGACAGUCUGGCAUCUUCCAAGCGGGGCAGUGUGGUGGGACGCAACCUCAAUCGUUUCUCGUGUUUUGUGCGCUCCGGAGUAGAGGCUUUUAUUCUUGGUGAUGUGCCCAUGAUGGCCAAGAUUGUUGAGACAUACUCCAUUGUGAUGGGCCCUCGUGGCCCUCAGUGGAAGGCCAACCCGCACCCAUUUGCCUGCUCCAUAGAGGAGCCCACCAAACAGACCAAGUUCAAAGGCAUCAAAACUUACAUCUCCUAUAAGCUCACACCCACCCAUGCUGGCUCACCUGUUUACCGGCGCUACAAACACUUCGAUUGGCUCUACAACCGCCUUCUACACAAGUUCACUGUAAUCUCUGUGCCCCACUUGCCCGAGAAGCAGGCCACUGGGCGCUUUGAGGAGGACUUCAUUGAGAAGCGCAAGCGGAGACUCAUCCUCUGGAUGGACCACAUGACCAGCCACCCUGUGCUCUCUCAGUAUGAGGGCUUCCAGCAUUUCCUCAGCUGUCUAGAUGACAAGCAGUGGAAGAUGGGUAAACGUCGGGCAGAGAGGGAUGAGAUGGUGGGGGCCAGCUUUCUGCUCACCUUCCAGAUCCCCACAGAGCACCAGGAUCUGCAAGACGUAGAGGACCGGGUGGAUACAUUCAAGACUUUCAGUAGGAAGAUGGACGAAUGCGUCCUACAACUUAGCACCGUGGCAUCGGAGAUGGUGCGGAAGCACAUGGGAGGCUUCCGCAAGGAAUUCCAGAAGCUGGGGAAUGCCUUCCAGGCCAUUAGCCAUGCCUUCCAGAUGGAUCCCCCCUUUAGCUCUGAGGCCCUCAACAAUGCCAUUUCUCACACCGGCCGGACCUAUGAAACUGUUGGUGAGAUGUUUGCUGAACAGCCCAGGAAUGACCUCUUCCAAAUGCUUGACACACUGUCUCUCUACCAGGGCCUGCUCUCCAACUUUCCUGACAUUAUUCAUCUGCAAAAAGGUGCCUUUGCCAAGGUGAAGGAAAGCCAGCGCAUGAGUGAUGAGGGCCGCAUGGCUCAGGAAGAGGCAGAUGGCAUUCGCAGGCGCUGCCGUGUGGUAGGCUUCGCCCUGCAGGCCGAGAUGAACCACUUCCACCAGCGCCGUGAACUUGACUUCAAGCAUAUGAUGCAAAGCUACCUGCGCCAGCAGAUCCUUUUCUACCAGCGGGUGGGCCAGCAGCUGGAGAAGACGCUGCGCAUGUAUGACCAUCUCUGACCCUUCUGGCCAUGUAUGUAGGUCCUCUUCCCACCAGGACCUGCCACUGCGGUCCACCCCACUCCAGGCUUCCCUGCCCCUAGCAGUGGGUGCUCAGGAGUGGGUGAGGAAUGGCCUGUUAAAGAGAAGGGAUUUUUGAGAAGUCCUGGUACCCCUGGAGAAGUCUUCCCUCACUUUAAGAUGGGUGAAUGGAGGUGGGAGUCCUCUGAGCCAAAGUCUGGGCUGCUGGUCAGUCCCUGGAGAGCAGACUUCCCUGGAACCUAUAGUGCAUGCUCACCUGGCCACCACACCCUGUUCAUUCCCUGGGCUCCACGGGCUGCUGUGACCAUGGCUGAGACAUUGGUGACCAAGGCUGGAACAUUCCUGUCCUGGAGGAGCCACUUUUCAGGAUGGAUAUCAGACAAUGCUGUGUGACAGUGCCACUUAAGGAUUCACGGAAACUCCUUGAAGGGACCACAGAACUCUGCUGGUCAGGGGACAGUCCAUGGAAUAGGUGACAUACCAGAAAUCUCUUGAAGAAUUACAAGGACCUACAAGACAGUAAAUGGGGUGAAGGAAAUUUUGGGGAGAGGACUGAUGUUGAAUCUCUUCUUCCUUACCUUUCCCAUGGGUUGUGAUCUGCAUGACAGAGGGAGGGAUCAUCCUUGCUCUUUGGUCCCUGGCUUUCCCUGCCCCAUCCAUGCUUCUGCAGGAGGGUCUGCAAGCCAACUCCCUCCUAUAAGUCUUAAACUCCCCUCAUCCUGGUUGGGGAACCCCUCUCACUGAUUAGGGCACUGUGCAGCAACUUUCUCUUUUCUGGGCUCAAGAUGCUCAAGCCACAGAGCACUGAUCCUUGGUGGUGCCUUCCUGGAGGGAACUCUCAAAGUUACUAGCAGUAAUUCCCCAUUCUCCUAGCAGGUCCCGGUGCCCAGUUCCCAGGGGCCUUUGCUUCUGUAGGCUGGUCUUCUUAAAUCCUUCUCAUUGCACAGUGGAAAAUCUGAGAGAAAGAAUCUGGGGACUUUGACUCCCUGCUCCUGGGCAGGCUCACCUAUGUUUACAUCCUCCAGGAGAUAUACUACCCCUUUCCCCCUAGGCCAGGAUGUGACCCUGUGCCCCCCUGCCUUCCUGGGAAGUCAUGAUCUGCUCCUGGGUCCUGCUGCUUGUCUCUCUUUUCUUGAUAAACGUUUUACAGUUACUGUAACGGAA
Molecule: messenger RNA, 4745 nt
Organism: Arvicola amphibius (Eurasian water vole)
Lineage: Eukaryota; Metazoa; Chordata; Mammalia; Rodentia; Cricetidae
Gene: Snx33
Product: sorting nexin 33
Exons: 2
Coding region: 1833-3560 (575 amino acids)
Biological process (GO): intracellular protein transport; mitotic cytokinesis; mitotic cell cycle
Cellular component (GO): plasma membrane; cytoplasmic vesicle
Molecular function (GO): protein binding; phosphatidylinositol binding
Source: RefSeq, a predicted model, not a curated record